Messenger RNA from Spinacia oleracea (spinach), 1368 nucleotides. RefSeq names its product protein FAR1-RELATED SEQUENCE 5-like. Bases 1 to 1368 code for a protein of 455 amino acids. The transcript is spliced from 2 exons. The record is from RefSeq and is a predicted model, not a curated record. Lineage: Eukaryota; Viridiplantae; Streptophyta; Magnoliopsida; Caryophyllales; Amaranthaceae.
AUGAGAACUUCUAAGGAGGGUGAAGGGGUGGUUGGAAGCAAAAAGAGGUUGCAAUUAAACCAGGUUCUUGAAUUGGAUGGGGAGGAAAAGUUGUUGGAUGAUGUAGGGGAAUAUUGUAGUGAUGAUGGGUUUGACGAAGAUGAUGGGGUAGGUGAUGCUGUAGAGUCUGAAGAUGGGGGAGUUGGGGACGUAGAAGUUGGUGAAGAACAUUGGGAAGAUGACGAGUAUGAUGUUGUUGAUGAUUAUGAUGAAGCAUUAGAUGACGGAGAUGAAUUAGAUGAAGAAUUGUGUAUUGAAAAUGAUGAUGACCUGAAUGAGGUUAAUGAUGAUAAUUAUGAUGAAUCCGGAGAAAUCGGAGUAGGGCGAAACACUACUUGUAUGGAGGAAGAAGACAUUGGCGGCCCUGGUGAUGGAGAAGGGGUUUCAACCAAUAACUCAGAUAUGUAUACAACUCCUACGAAGCGAAACAAAGGUCCCGUUCUACCGACCCCUUCUGUUGGAAUGUCAUUUGAUAAUUGGGAAGCACUGAAUAACUAUUUUCGAUCCUAUGGGGAGCAACAAGGUUUUGGUGUAGUGUGUAUGGGAGGGAAUAAGAGCGGGGUGAAAGACAGUGAAACGGGCAAAUCGAAUUCCCUGAGGACCUAUGUUUGGAGGUGUGAGUGCCAUGGACGGCCAAAAUACCGGCGGAUGGUGAAUGGAAGGGUAGUUACCUGCGUAGAGGAACCAAUUCUUAAGAGGAAGACGAAGAAGUGUAGUUGCCCUGUUAUGCUAUAUGGUGCUCGGACCAAAGAGAAUUUAUGGGUUGUGAAGAGUGUUGUUACUGAACAUUUGAAGCACAUUCCCACUCCUACCAAGUCCAACCAUAUAUCCAUGUUCCGGGUUAGGAAAAUAACUCAGACAAUCCUAAAACAGAUUGAAAAUGAUCACGAUUCAGGUGCACCUGUGGCUCAGAUUUUCAAUAACUUAGCGGGAAGAAGGAAUGGUGUAGAGAAUAUUGGUUUUACGAAGAAAGACGUGCAUAAUAUUUUGAAUAGGAGGAUGCGAUUGAGGCUACGAGAUGGGGAUGUUGUUGCAAUGAUAAAUUAUUUAGAUAAAAUGACAAAGGAUAAUAAAAAUAUUUUCCAUCUCCACCGGCUUGAUAAAACAGGGAAGUUGCAGGAUGUAAUGUGGGUUGAUGCUCGUAGCAGAGCCGCGUAUGAGUAUUUUGGGGAUGUCGUUUGUUUUGACUCCACGUACUUGACAAACAAGUAUGAGUUGCCAUUUUCGAACUUUGUUGGGGUGAAUCACCAUGGGCAAACAAUUUUGCUUGGAUGUGCAUUAGUGUCUCAUGAAACCGCGGAAACGUUUGUUUGGCUCUUUAGGGCAUAG